This is a messenger RNA of Nothoprocta perdicaria, 2050 nucleotides long. It is a transcript of the gene HSPA12B, whose product is annotated as heat shock protein family A (Hsp70) member 12B. The record is from RefSeq and is a predicted model, not a curated record. Lineage: Eukaryota; Metazoa; Chordata; Aves; Tinamiformes; Tinamidae. The transcript is spliced from 12 exons.
AUGGCGACGCUGCCGGAGCCCGGCGCGCGCAGCCUCCAUGCAGGUGGCAGCGGGCAGCGGUGCCCCACGCCGUCACCGCCGGGCUCGCCGGGGACGCGCCACAGCUGCAGCAUCGCCCCGCUGACGCCCUCCCCGUCCCCGAGGAGCGAGGCGCGCGCCGCCCCGGCCGCCUCCUUCGCCGUGGUGGUGGCCAUCGACUUCGGCACCACGUCCAGCGGCUACGCCUUCAGCUUCCGCAGCGACCCCGAGGCCAUCCACAUGAUGAGGAGAUGGGAAGGUGGCGACCCAGGGGUGGCCAACCAGAAGACGCCCACCAGCCUGCUGCUGACGCCGGCGGGAGCCUUCCACAGCUUCGGCUACACGGCCAGGGAUUACUACCACGACCUGGACCCCGAGGAGGCCCGCGACUGGCUCUACUUUGAGAAGUUCAAGAUGAAGAUCCACAGCACCAGCGACCUCACCAUGCAGACGGAGCUGGAGGCCGUCAACGGGAAGAGGGUGCGGGCGCUGGAGGUGUUCGCCCACGCGCUGCGCUUCUUCAAGCAGCACGCCGUGCAGGAGCUGCAGGAGCAGUGCCCGGCGCUGCCCGAGAGCGGCGCCGUGCGCUGGGUCAUCACCGUGCCCGCCAUCUGGAAGCAGCCGGCCAAGCAGUUCAUGCGGGAGGCCGCCUACGAGGCCGGGCUGGUGUCCCUGGAGCACCCGGAGCAGCUGCUGAUCGCGCUGGAGCCCGAGGCCGCCUCCAUCUACUGCAGGAAGCUGCGGCCGCACCAGCUGCUGGAGCUGAGCCCCCCGCCGGCCGCGCGGGCCCCCGAGCGCACCCCCGACUCCUCCUUCCGGCAGGCCCGGGAGCAGCUCCGGCGCUCCCGCCACAGCCGGACCUUCCUGGUGGAGUCGGGCGUCGGGGAGCUCUGGGCGGAGAUGCAGGCAGGGGAUCACGGCCCGUGCAUGGACGGGGGAGGGGGUCUGACCCAUGUGGUGGUCUGACCCCCACCCUGCCACCGCCCAGGGGGCCCCUACGGCGCCGUGGGGGUGGACCUGGCCUUCGAGCGGCUGCUGUGCCGCAUCUUCGGCGAGGAUUUCAUGGGCGCCUUCAAGGCGAAGCGCCCGGCCGCCUGGGUGGACCUGAGCAUCGCCUUCGAGGCGCGCAAGCGCGCGGCCGCCCCCGCCCGCUGCAGCCCCCUCAACAUCUCCCUGCCCUUCUCCUUCGUCGACUUCUACCGCAAGCACCGCGGCCACAACGUGGAGACGGCCCUUCGGAAGAGCAAUGUCACCAUGGUCAAGUGGUCGUCGCAGGGGAUGCUGCGCCUGUCGCCCGAGGCCAUGAGCGAGCUCUUCCAGCCCACCAUCAGCCAGAUCGUGGCGCACAUCGGGGAGCUGCUGCGCAAGCCCGAGGUGCAGGGCGUCAAGUUCCUGUUCCUGGUGGGCGGCUUCGCCGAGUCGCCCAUGCUGCAGCACGCCGUGCAGGCGGCGUUCGGCGGCGCGUGCCGCGUCGUGGUGCCGCAGGACGUGGGCCUCACCAUCCUCAAGGGCGCCGUGCUCUUCGGCCUCGACCCCGGCAUCGUGCGCGUGCGCCGCUCGCCGCUCACCUACGGCGUGGGCGUCCUCAACAAGUUCGUGGAGGGCAAGCACCCGCGCGAGAAGCUGCUGGUGAAGGAGGGCAAGGAGUGGUGCACGGACGUCUUCGAGAAGUUCGUGGCCGCCGAGCAGUCGGUGGCGCUGGGCGAGGUGGUGCAGCGCAGCUACUGCCCGGCGCGCGCCGGCCAGCGCCGCACCAUCAUCAACGUGUACUGCAGCGCCCGCGACGACGUCGCCUACAUCACGGACCCCGGCGUGCGCAAGUGCGGCACCAUCAGCCUCGAGCUGGACGGCGCCGACGAGGCCGGCGGCGCGCGCGGGCGCCGCGAGAUCCGCGCCACCAUGCAGUUCGGCGACACCGAGAUCAAGGUCACCGCCGUGGACGUGAGGACGGCCAAGACGGUCCGGGCCACCAUCGACUUCCUCUCCAACUGACCGGCCCGGGGACCCGCUCGCUCGGAGCCCUGGCCCUUGC